UUGUGCUGAGAAGUAGGUAGUUUUUCCAAUUUGCUUUGUCCGGCUUUUGUGUAAAAUUAUUGUUAAUACAAUAAUUAUAAAGAAGGCGGUUAUAGUGGUGGAAAAUAUCCUUUACAAAUAAAGUUUUAGAAUGCAGAGUGUAAUAAAUACUGUAAAAGGAACCGCCCUAGGAGUUGCGGGAUAUUUGACUCCUGUUCUCAAGGAAUCAAAGUUUCAAGAGACAGGUGUAUUGACUCCAGAAGAAUUUGUAGCAGCAGGUGAUCACUUGGUUCAUCACUGCCCAACCUGGCAGUGGGCCAAGGGUGAGGAGUCUAAGAUUCGAUCAUACUUGCCACCAGAUAAGCAGUUCCUGAUUACCAGGAAUGUACCAUGCUAUAGACGUUGCAAACAAAUAGAAUACUGCGAAGACAAUGAGAAGGUCAUAGAAGACGAACAUGAUGAGGAUGGUGGUUGGGUGGACACACAUCACUAUGAUUCCUCCGGCUCACGGGCCAUCGAAGAAAAGGUGUGUGAGAUGACGCUCGAGGCGGCGGAGACGGGAGACAGCGACGGCUCGGCGGCCGGCGACCGCGACGACGACGACGACGCCGACGACGACGAGCCCGAGGACAUGGAGCACUUCCAGGAGUCCGGCCUGCUCGACGAGGUGGAUCCCUCAACAGCGUUAACGACUCGCAAGGAACCAAAUAAGGAGAAGAAGCAGAAACCUGACGGCGAUGAGAUUGUGAAGACUCGAACUUACGACCUCCACAUCACUUACGACAAGUACUACCAGACGCCGCGCCUGUGGCUCAUCGGAUAUGACGAGGACCGUCACCUGCUGAGCGUGGAGGCGAUGUACGAGGACGUCUCGCAGGACCACGCCAAGAAGACCGUCACCAUGGAGUCGCACCCGCACGUGUCGGGGCCCAGCAUGGCCUCCGUGCAUCCUUGCAGGCACGCGGAGGUGAUGAAGAAGAUAAUCGAGACCGUCACGGAGAGCGGCGGGGAGCUGGGCGUGCACGCCUACCUCAUCGUGUUCCUCAAGUUCGUGCAGACCGUCAUCCCCACCGUGGAGUACGACUUCACGCAGAACGUCAACAUCAAUUAGAGCCCCCACCCGCCGUCGGCUUCCGAAAAGCCUUUUAAAACGAAUUGUAUACAAUAGAAAAUGAAAAUGAGCUCAGUUCCUCCCCCCGUGAUAUCUCCCGUACUGUUUUAUGUGUAUUUUAAUAAUUUACAGUUUUACGCGCUUAGAGAAUGUUAGUUAAACAAUGCUGUCCUCUUCUUUCAAAUGUCAAACAACGAUGAUAGAAAGAGACAAAUAGUGUUUAAUCGAACGUCCGCUAAUGGAUGGUCCGCGAUGGAUAUAAGUGUGGCUAUUAUAACAAUAUGCAAUUGGUCCUCGAACAAAAACUUCGUGCUCAAAAUGUCAGUACAAUCUGACAAUUUACAAAUAAAAAUAAUAAUAUUACACCAACAUCUUAUUAUUUGUUUAGGCGUUUAAAAUCAAAAUAUCAAUCAAUCUUCGAUGAAUAAAUUUUACAUGUUUAUAAAGACAUGUCAGCCAAUAAAGCUUACAUUUUAUUAUAGGACAUGCAUUUUUUGUAUACAUUUAAUUAAUCUUCGGGCAUUAUUAUCUUUAUUUCCUAAGAGUAUAUUUGACUCCUUAUGUAUUUAACGUAAUUAAGAAUCUACUUUUUUUAUAUUUGUAUUAAAAAGUGAUCGUAAUUUUCAUUUUUUUGCAAUGUAUCGAAUUAUUAAGAUCUUAUAAAAUUGUAAUGAUAGCUUAACGUGUGCCAUCACUUUGCCUUCAUUUUAAUUACAAAUAGCACAAUAUUUUUCUUACUACAAUGUAUUGAAUUGUUCUCAAAUAGAAAAUAAUUAAUAUUAAUUAAAUAAAGUAAGUCAUUCGUUACUAUUUUAUCUAAGUAUGUAUUUAUGUGUUAUUAAAUGGUGCACUUAUUGUUAGUGUGGUGCUUGAUUGGUUCCGCAUACUCGCCUGGCAAGUUCGUGGAUGUAUUGUAAGGGAAUAAAUCAUUGGUCACCAGUUGGAAGUGGAAUUAUUGCCUAAUGUAUGGUAAUUCAUAAACUUUUUUUUUUUUGUUUAGAGAUAUUUUAAAUAACCAACCGAUUCUAAUGUUGAUGAUUGCGUUAUAUAAUUUGCAUUAAACUUAUGGCAUUUAUAACAUAAAAGUUAAGUUUGUAAUCCAUUACAUAAAACCUCAUGCAAACGAUGAAAGCUAUGUACUUCAAUAAAAAUUAUCUUUACAUACUGUAAGAUGCAAUUAAAGUAAUAGAAUAUUUAUUCCAUAAAAAAUCAUCUUUCACCAUUAGACUGCGGUUUCAAUUAUGGUUACCUAUUUGGGCGAUUUCCAUUUCUUAGUAUAACAUUUAUGAAAUUGUAUUUACCUUAUUCCAGUCGAAAGAGGAGUAAAGAUAAACAAACCAUAGAUUUUCAUAUUUCAUGCGAUUUGCUCACAGCUCUGCUAAAUAAUGUUCUACAAACAGUUCUUGAUUAAUAUAUCGUAAUGUAUAAUACAAAAAUAUUUUACUGAACUAUUUAUAUCUACUUUUAUUCUAUGUCCAAAGUUUCGAUACCAACUUCGGCUACAUUCUAAACGCCAUUCUUUCGCGAAUCCAUAGUGAAUAUCACAUCGACCAAUGAUAUCGCGUCAAUUCGAUGUCAAAGUCGUUUAUUUGUCUUUGCUCCUCUUCUCAUUAGUAUAGGCAUAUAUUUUUAAUUUAUAAACCGGCAAGUCGAGGCUAAUGUUGAAAUCACAAAUCCAUUUUAAAUGUGUAAAUAUAUAUUUUGUUAAACAAUUGUGUUAUCAUAUAUCGAAAAUUGGUGAAAUUGAAAGGAGGAUUUUUUUAAACUUAGCAGUAAAUAUUUUGCCAUUUUAAUGUUGCUAGCGUAAGGUGUCGAACAUAUUAUGUUGAUAUUAAAAUAUUCUUUAUAGUUAUGUACAUAGAUUAUAAAUUCACAUCUGCUUAAUAUUUUGUGAAUCGAAGUUAGCGAUAGAUAUAGAUGCGAGUGUGCGUCAUUGUUAGUUUUUUAAAUAAAUUAUUUUGCUGCUAA
This is a messenger RNA of Nymphalis io (European peacock), 3058 nucleotides long. It is a transcript of the gene Atg3, whose product is annotated as ubiquitin-like-conjugating enzyme ATG3. The record is from RefSeq and is a predicted model, not a curated record. The transcript has 7 exons. Gene Ontology annotation, molecular function: Atg8-family ligase activity. NCBI's taxonomy places the organism in Eukaryota, Metazoa, Arthropoda, Insecta, Lepidoptera, Nymphalidae. Bases 131 to 1090 code for a protein of 319 amino acids. Gene Ontology annotation, cellular component: cytosol; cytoplasmic ubiquitin ligase complex. Gene Ontology annotation, biological process: autophagosome assembly; nucleophagy; autophagy of mitochondrion.